AACAUCUCCCGAGGGAAAAUAACAUCAUCGACGUCUGCUGCUAACACUUGAAGGUCGCGUGUUCAUCUUUCUUCGUCUGCUGCUCCACCCUCGUCCAGAGGUCACUCGCUACGCAUAUACAAUAGAGCUUCAAACCACCAAACCCACACAUCAUCACCAUGUCCGACUCGACCUCUUCCCCCGUGGCCGCUGCCCCCUCGACCGCCAUGACGCGUCCCGUCAGCGAGGCCCUUCUCAACGAGAAGUGGGACCGCUGCCUCUCCAACCUCCUCAUCAAGUCCACCCUCGGCCUCGGCUUCGGUGUCGUCUUCUCCGUCCUCAUCUUCAAGCGGAGGGCGUGGCCCGCCUUCGUGGGCGUCGGUUUCGGUGCCGGCCGCGCGUAUGAGGAGUGCAACACCAGCCUGAAGCAGGCCGCCAGGGAAAUCCGUGCCCAGGCCUAAGCCGGUCAAUUGAACUGACAGGAGGAGGAAGAUCAAAAAGCUUGAUUCGGAGUACUCGGUGUUGGAGGAGACGGCGAAGGGAAAAGGGAUGUCUUAUCAUUCUUAGGUUCGGGGGAGAGCGAAAGAGACAAGACACAAUGCUAGAGGAGUCAUGAUGCGCCAAAGACCCAGAGACCCAGACAGACGAGACGGAGCCGCGGAUUCCCCCCCACAAGCAAGAGACUGCGAUUAUUCCCUUUGUGUGUACAACCAAAACGUUCAACGACAUAGAGUAGGAGACAGCUGACAGAGAGAUGGGCGUGGAUGACAUGCGAUUGCUGUGGAUGUUCGGGUUUGUGUGACGAGCGACUGACAGGAACAAUAGACCAAUCUAUUUACUAUCUACCCCAACAGACUCAAGCUGAUGGAGAACCUUCAGCAGGCCAAGAGAGUGGGCUGAGAUAACAUCAGUCCACCAGCGAGCAUUCGACAAGGACUUGAAUCAAACACAACAACU
Messenger RNA from Neurospora tetrasperma FGSC 2508, 936 nucleotides. RefSeq lists its product as uncharacterized. The record is from RefSeq and is a predicted model, not a curated record. The transcript is spliced from 3 exons. Lineage: Eukaryota; Fungi; Ascomycota; Sordariomycetes; Sordariales; Sordariaceae. The coding region runs from base 159 to 440 and encodes 93 amino acids. Gene Ontology annotation, cellular component: mitochondrial inner membrane; mitochondrion; MICOS complex.